AAUUCCCUGAGGGGAGAGGAAGAAUGUCAAGAUUUACUUCUAUGCAGAAACUUCUACAGAGAAGCAGUUCCCACCUUAACAUCUCUUCCCAGCUCUGUUGGUGAACUACCUCUUAUGAAAUAAAGAAAUGGAUGGGAUGGAUGAAACAUCUAAAAGAAUCCUAGAGCCAUACCAGUAUUUACUUCAACUACCAGGUAAGCAAGUGAGAACCAAACUGUCACAGGCCUUUAAUCACUGGCUGAAUGUUCCAGAAGAUAAAAUACAGGUUAUCAUUGAAGUGACAGAGAUGUUGCACAAUGCAAGCCUACUUGUGGAUGAUAUUGAAGAUAACUCAAAACUACGACGGGGCUUUCCAGUGGCACACAGUAUCUAUGGAAUUCCAUCUGUAAUCAACUGUGCUAAUUAUGUGUAUUUCCUUGGCUUAGAGAAGGUUUUAACCCUUGAUCAUCCAGAUGCUGUUAAAGUUUUUACCCGUCAACUUCUGGAACUCCAUAAAGGUCAAGGCUUGGAUAUUUACUGGAGGGAUACUUAUACCUGUCCUACAGAAGCCGAAUAUAAAGCUAUGGUACUGCAAAAGACAGGUGGUCUCUUUGGAUUAGCUGUAGGCCUCAUGCAGCUGUUCUCAAAUUAUAAGAAAGACUUAAAGCCACUCCUUAACACACUUGGCCUCUUCUUCCAAAUAAGAGAUGACUAUGCCAACUUGCACUCUAAAGAAUAUAGUGAAAACAAGAGUUUCUGUGAAGACUUAACUGAGGGCAAGUUCUCAUUCCCCACCAUCCAUGCAAUUUGGUCAAGACCUGAAAGUACUCAGGUGCAAAACAUUUUACGUCAAAGGACAGAGAACAUAGAUAUAAAAAAAUACUGUGUACAUUACCUUGAAAAUGUGGGUUCCUUUGAGUACACUCGGAAUACAUUGAAAGAGCUUGAAUCUGAAGCCUAUAAACAAAUUGAAUCGCUUGGGGGAAACCCUGAGCUUGUAGCACUAGUUGAACAGCUUAGCAAAAUGUUCAAAGAAACUGAAAAUUAAAAGUUAACUGCUGGCAGUGGAUGAAAACUAUUUUCAAAAGGAGGAAAAUAACUAAACUUCACUUUCAUUCAAGCAUAUCUGCAAAAUUUAUAGUAAAGAUGCAGGUUAAACCACAUGAAUCCUAGUAGUGCUCCUCACCUGUCCUAUGGAACAAACAAGUUCUCACUCAACUCAUUGAAAAGGCAUUUAUUGAGCAUCUUGGUUUACUAUAGCAUAGCAAGUGGUGGAAGAUACCCCAAGGAGGCCUGACAUGGUGCUUCUAGGGAGAGCGCUGCAAAACUUGACGUUAAUUUUUUGUGGAAGACUAACUGAUGUGAAGGGAAAACACAGAUAAUUUUCUGCUUUUGAACUCCAAAACAAACCAUGAAAAUACAUUCUACUUUGGUAUCUGAAUUAUACUGUCAGUAAGCAGUUGCAUCUUUUCUUGAUCACAAUUUCAGUCUCUUCAUAAAAUGAUUCAGUUGUUAUUUCUGGAGUAUGUGAUGUAAGUUAAUCAUUCAGUGAUUACUGAAGUCUGUAAAAAGGAAAAAUGGCAUACACAUUUUUGGUUAUGCUGUUUUGAAAUCACAAAUUGGCCUGUUCUCUUGCUGUUAUAUAGUAUAUGUUGUUCUGCACUAAACUUAUCUGAGCGAGGUAGACUUUUCAACAAAUCAAGUUAUUAAAAAUCAGGCUAACACCAAUGCCAUGUAAACAAAUUAAAUGGAAAAAAAAUAUAUAGUGUUUGCAAAGAAAAAACCCACAAAGUUACUGAAAAAUAGAAUUGCAGAUAAUUGUGAAGUUAAUAUAUGAAACACGGAACUAACUCCUACAGUGCUUCUAUGGCUUUAAAUAAAGAAUGUACGGAUAGGAUGUAAAAGUCAAAAACUACAGAGAGGAAUUGUCAUUGCUAUUUCCAGAAAUGUAAAAACUGUGCUAUAAUCAUGUUAUUUUACAACAACCAAAAAAUGUUCAAUAAAUUCUGAAGUCAAAACCUUUUUCACUUAAGUGCUUAUUAAAUGCAGAAGCUGCAAUUCUAGGUAACAAGGUGAAAAUGUUAAAGUGAUCUUGUUCUCUUGGCAUUGGGACUGUCCUGUUUCUUGUCAAGUACAUUUGAUGAACUAUAGCUAUUUGUUGAUGACAAUGUUAACACAGAAGGAUCAAGCAGUGCAAAGAAGUAGAAAGAAUAAUCAGUAAGUUAUGCUAUUGUUACAAUUUUAGAAAUACUGAAUACAUAACUUCAAAAACGUGUAGAUUCUGCAUUAGAUUCAUGCAUGUAGAUUCCUGUACGUAGAAUGGCUGCAUUACCUAUCAAACACGUUGCUGGGGCCAGAAAGACAGUGAAAAGUGUUUUCUUGUCUUCAACACCUUUCCUGGCAUGCGAUCGAAGUGGAGUGUGCUCUCAGGUUUGUGCUCGGGAACAGUGAAUGAGUCUGAAAAGGAGAGCAUUGAGGACUUACGCCAUUGUUUCUGCUGUCACGCUGGUGCCACUAUGUAGCUUCAGCAUCAUUCAGAACUGGAAGAGAUUGUUCCAAGGGCGCCCUCUGUGGGACUUGAAUGGGCUCAGAAACCCAGACGAGAGAACACCACCACCACGACAGACGUGGGAGAAAGCCUUUGGUAAAGGCUCCCUGUGGGGAGCAGCUGCUUUAUACCAGGCAGUAAAGCAUGUUCAUGAGGCCUGUUGUUUUAAGAUCUAAGCCAUCAUUGUGCCAAAGAAUGUAUGUAUUAUCCAGCUUAGUUUGAUCGGAAUAUGCUAGUGUUACCAAAUACCUGUACUUUAUUUCUGUAAUCAGUAUCACAUAAUCAGCAAAAGGUGCUAUCAUGCUGCCUGCCAAAAGAGUACAGUUAUCUAAUGUAAUGGAAGUCGAGGUACAGACCUGAAGUAGCUUCUCAGUUUCUUACUAUUGUGAUUGUAUCAGGCUUUGUAGUCCCAAAAUUAAACCUCUACUUUGUUUUGAAGCACAUCAGUGAUGAACAAAUGUGGAAAAUGUCAGCUAGGAUACUUGGAUCUUAUAGCUACAGAAUUGUGUGAAACUAUUGGAUCUUGUCAUACCUGUCUCUGUGAAACUCAACAAUUGCUACUUAAAAAAUAGUCAAGUCUAUAACUUUUUGCUGUUAAUCUGCACACAUUGGACAUCUCCAUUCUUAUUUUAUAAACUGUUUCCUAAUUAUGGUUAUGGUUUCUAGUUAUGGUUAUGUUUCUUCUCUGGACCCUCUUCCACUUAACUGAUUUUUUUUCAAAUAAUGGAUGUUGAAAUAAAUGCAGCAACAACUGUAGCACUGCUGAA
Messenger RNA from Apus apus (common swift), 3294 nucleotides. It is a transcript of the gene GGPS1, whose product is annotated as geranylgeranyl diphosphate synthase 1. NCBI's taxonomy places the organism in Eukaryota, Metazoa, Chordata, Aves, Apodiformes, Apodidae. The record is from RefSeq and is a predicted model, not a curated record. Gene Ontology annotation, biological process: isoprenoid biosynthetic process. Gene Ontology annotation, molecular function: prenyltransferase activity. The transcript is spliced from 4 exons. The coding region runs from base 128 to 1027 and encodes 299 amino acids.